AUGUCUGCCAACAGUCACUACAAACAGAUCCAAGUGUUCAACUACUCGACCAACCGUGAUGAAAUACUUGUGAAGAAUCUCUUUGUGGGCAUAAAUGCCACGGAUCUGAACAUCACUGCCGGACGCUAUUUCAAACACUCGGAUCCGCCCUAUCCCUUAGGCAUUGAAGCUCUGGGACAAAUUGUUAAGACUGGAAGUGCUAUCAAGAACUACAGUGUCGGUCAGUAUCUGGUUGUAAAGUGUGGUAAACUGAGGGGAUAUUCAGAGUAUUUGGUGAUUACCGCUAAUUAA
Messenger RNA from Oppiella nova, 291 nucleotides. The record is from the annotation of a GenBank genome assembly. NCBI's taxonomy places the organism in Eukaryota, Metazoa, Arthropoda, Arachnida, Sarcoptiformes, Oppiidae.